Mercenaria mercenaria is the source of this 3689-nucleotide messenger RNA. RefSeq names its product zonadhesin-like. The record is from RefSeq and is a predicted model, not a curated record. The transcript has 7 exons. NCBI's taxonomy places the organism in Eukaryota, Metazoa, Mollusca, Bivalvia, Venerida, Veneridae. The coding region runs from base 75 to 1991 and encodes 638 amino acids.
UCUCAUGUAUCCUAUCUUUUGACUAACUAACGUGCGGCAAAAUAAUCUUUGUGUCACAAGUGUAACAUAUCAAGAUGGAAGCUUGGAAUUACUUUAGAUUGCUUGUCUAUAUUAUGCGUUAUUUCCACUGUCUGCAAGCGACAGAGUCAUCCGGUUACGUGGGUUGUUUUAGAGACGACAUAUUGCGAAAAUCCACUUGGUGUUCGAAGACAUUUUACAAUUAUGGCGCUUGGUGUAUUCUCUGUUGCAAAGCUUCAGAGCACAUAUACGCCGCCACACAGUCCGAACACUGUAUAUGUGGUAUGAAAUUUCGUGGGGAUCCUAAACCAGGUAAUUGUGAAUAUAAAUGUCCAGUAUACCAGAAUGAAACCUGCGGAGGCCCAACGAGUAUGUCAGUGUAUGACAUAAGGUUAUUUGAUACUAAAUCGUCUCCACCAACACAAACUGACGCAUUGGUAACAGCAACAGGAAGUAUCAACAGUUACAAUGAACAAACUACUUAUAAUGAAGCAGCUGUACAGAGAGUACAGGCAAUAAUAGCAAAACAGACAAAAACAGCAGCUGCACAGACAACAAUAGCAGCUGUAAAGACAAAAACAGCAGCUGAGACAACAACAGCAGCUGUUCAGACAAUAGUUACAGCUGAGACAACAAUACCAGAUGUUCAGAGAACAAUAGCAGCUGUACAGACAACAGUAGCAGCUGAGACAACAACAGCAGCUGUUCAGACAAUAAUUACAGCUGAGACAACAAUACCAGAUGUUCAGACAACAAUAGCAGAUGUUCAGACAACAAUACCAGAUGUUCAGACAACAAUAGCAGCUGUACAGACAACAAUACCAGAUGUUCAGACAACAACAGCAGCUGUUCAGACAAUAAUUACAGCUGAGACAACAAUACCAGAUGUUCAGAGAACAAUAGCAGCUGUACAGACAACAGUAGCAGCUGAGACAACAACAGCAGCUGUUCAGACAAUAAUUACAGCUGAGACAACAAUACCAGAUGUUCAGACAACAAUAGCAGAUGUUCAGACAACAAUACCAGAUGUUCAGACAACAAUAGCAGCUGUACAGACAACAAUACCAGAUGUUCAGACAACAACAGCAGCUGUUCAGACAAUAAUUACAGCUGAGACAACAAUACCAGAUGUUCAGACAACAAUACCAGAUGUUCAGACAACAAUAGCAGCUGUUCAGACAACAAUACCAGAUGUUCAGACAACAAUAGCAGCUGAGACAACAACAGCAGCUGUUCAGACAAUAAUUACAGCAGAGACAACAAUACCAGAUGUUCAGACAACAAUAGCAGCUGUACAGACAACAAUUCGAUCUACGACACCGAACAGUUCCAUGAAAACUACAUCUGAAAUUACAUCUACUGAACAGGUUGAUCUCGAUACAGGAAAAAGAACAGAUGGCCUCGUUUUCGUUUACAUCUCAGUUCCAGUUUUGAUCACGAUUGUAGCUACCAUUACAGGAGUCAUCGUCUUCUGUCUUAAGCGAAAAAGUCGACAUGUUGAUGACCAAUACUUAUGUUUCCGGCGAAAGAAGGUUACAAACAACAGACAUCUGUGUAAUACUGCAGCAAAUAAAACGUACAAUCUGAACACUUCCAAAGACGACAGUAAUUGUUCCCAUCAUUCUUCGACGACUGUGCAGAACUCGAGUGCCAAUUUAUAUGCCGAAAUAACGUUUGAAACAUCUGAGAAUGGGUAUAGCACUGUCCCCCUUGAUCAACUUCAGGGGCAAUACAAAACAGACGCAACACAAUUUAGUGGCAGAUAUGACACUCUACAAAUUAAUUCAAAAGCAAAAACUAUCAAACCAUCUUGUUGUUUUCAAAACGUGUAUGAUCACGUGAAUGUUGGUAACUAUAACAACCAGACUACUGACACUGAUGAAUAUUCACAUCUGCAUGCUAUUGAAAUAAACAAUCUCCAACAAACAUCGGAUACAAAUAGUGUCCAUUGCGGUGAUCAGGACCAAAUCUAAUCACGAAUAUGUCAUACUCGAGCCGGAAGGAUAUCCUAUCGUACCGGAAUGAAAAUACUUUCAAAUCUAAGGCUUUUUUUUCAGCGCAUGCCACAUUUUAUAUGAAAUAAAACAACAUAAUCAUGAAAACAUCUUAAUACACGGAAGUUAAAGAUAACACAAUUAUCAUAUUUAAUUGUUUUAAUAGGAACUUUACAAAUUGUGUUUAUAACUGUAGUGAAGAGUAUUGGUAGGUAAGGCUAUCUGUAUGGAGAGCUAAAUGGAAACUGAACGAAAAGUUUUAGAAACAAUUUAACAACAUGCUUAGAAAUGAUCAAGUUAUGACUAUAGCAUUAUACUUGGUCUUAAAUGCUGCAUAUAAGCAAUGAACGUUUGUUUUUCAUUUGUUUCUCAUAUUAUAAAAUUUAGGUACUGUCUCAACUGUCUCCAGUACUGAAUGUUUAGUUUCCAUGCGAAUAACCGCACACUUACUAAUAUAAUAUUACUAAUCAAGCGAUUUCAUACUGGCCUUGUUAUUUGUCCAAGAAUUGUCAUAUUGGCCAAAAUGAGUGAGUUAGAUGGGUUUUACGGCGAAUCGACACAAAAUGGUCAUAUAUCGCCGACAUAUUGGCAAAAGGUCAAAGGUAACAAAUAACUAUGCCAAUAUGAAAUCACUUAAUUUAUGAUCAUUUUAGUAUUCAACUUUCGAAAAUAGGCGGUAACACAAUAAGAACCCUUUGAGUUAUUUUAAGACAGGUAUGCACCUUCAGGUCAAAAAUGUUGUUUAGACUUAUUUUUUAAAACAUAAUCAUUUUAGUCGUAAAACAGGCUGAGUUGUAUGUAGGUACGUGUGAUAAAUUAUAAGAGAUAUUAUGAUGCCUCGACAUUAUCAGCAGUGACUUGAAAUUACCUUAUUUAUUUUCUCUAGUGAGAGUAUUUUAUUUGAACUGUGAAAGAAACAGAAUGAAUUGUCACUUCUUUGUAGGCUGCAGGAAACGAGACACUAAACUGUACACAUAUGUGUUGAUAAAGGUACCAAGCACAUAUUAUACACACCAAUGCCUCGUUUAAUUCUUAUCCGAAAUUGUUUGCAGUUUACAACUGGCAUUCUGGUCAUUAUUCAUCCACUUCCAUGCAUGUAAAUCGCUAUUCCUUGAAAAUUGUCAGAACUUCUGAGAGGAACAUUUGUUUGUACACAAUAUCGAAUAGUCGAAAGUACCGUUAUAAUCUAUAAAGACGUUCAUUGACAUCAUACGUCCGCUCAGUCAAAUUUGGUAAUAACACGAACAUGUUAGAUGACAUUUUUCAAAACUAUGAAAAAUAUUGUAAUGUAAAACUUUGAUGUAAAACAAAAUGGCGUCAUUUAUCUGAUGGAAGUCACUUCUCCGUACUGGCCCUUUCUUUUGAACCAAUCAAAAUUCUUGAAAUCCGUAUUGGCCCUGUUUUCUAUCAAGACGUUCAUUGACAUCAUACGUCCGCUGAGUCAAUUUUGGUUAUAACAUGAACAUGUUAGAUGACAUUUUUGUCAAAAAUAUGAAAAAUAUUGUAAUGUAAAACUUUAUUGUAAAACAAAAUGGCGUCAUUUAUCUGAUGGAAGUCACUUCUCCAUAUUGGCCCUUUCUUUUGAACCAAUCAAAAUGCUUGAAUUCCGUAUUGGCCCUGUUUUCCCGUACUGACCCUGCUUUUAUCAUAUUGGCUCAGUUAUGCUUUGUACUAGCU